Molecule: messenger RNA, 3134 nt
Organism: Hemibagrus wyckioides
Lineage: Eukaryota; Metazoa; Chordata; Actinopteri; Siluriformes; Bagridae
Product: beta-1,4-N-acetylgalactosaminyltransferase 3-like
Exons: 20
Coding region: 90-2234 (714 amino acids)
Cellular component (GO): Golgi cisterna membrane
Molecular function (GO): acetylgalactosaminyltransferase activity
Source: RefSeq, a predicted model, not a curated record
GUAUGAGACAUACAGAACUUCAUUUACAGCCUAAUACAGAAGUGUUCAAGUCUUGCUCCUUGCACUGAGAUAAUUGUCAAUUUCUGAAUAUGAUGAAUCCGGUUCACAAUCUGAGAUUAUUUUUAGGCUUUGGAAAGUUGGGACUGAUCAGAACAGUGUUUAUCGGCUUAGUAAUGCUGGUGGUUUUCACAUAUUUUGCAGUUUAUCGGGUUGAACACAAAAAAAAGAACGCAGAUCUUGAGUUUUGGGACCUUCCUGAAGAUAUAGAGUCUUCAGAGUUCAAGAUUAUAAACAGUGGACAGCCAAAAUGGAAACCUGAGUUUCUGGGGAAAGUGAACAUGCACAUUUUUGAAGACUGGUGUGGAGGAUCUGUGGAUCAACUACGGAAGAAUGAGUUGUUUCCUAUGUUCCCCCAUUCACGCACCACAAUCAGAAGGCUUGCUGUCUAUCCCGGUUGGGAAAACUAUGGGCUGAGAAUCUUUGGAUACAUUCAUCCUGUAAUAAAUGGAGAAUACAUGUUUGCCAUCGCCUCUGAUGAUAACUCAGAGUUCUGGUUGAGCUCGGAUGAAAGCAGCAAAAAUCUCAAACUUAUGGCUUUCCUUGGCAAGGCAGGAAAUGAAUGGGCUGCACCAGGGGAGUAUGAGAAAUUUGCAUCUCAGAUAUCAGAUCCUGUGGAGCUCACAAAAAGGAAAAAAUAUUACUUUGAAAUCAUCUACAAGCAAAGUGAAGCAAUGGAUCAUGUGGAGCUUGCAUGGCGUCUCAACAAAGAGGAAAGCAACUUUGAAGUCAUUACCUCAGAGUAUCUGUCACUCUACAGUGAUGAGUCUUCUCUGCUGGCAGUGGACAAUCAGAUAAUCCCCCAAACAGCAGCUAGUCGAAAACUGGCCCCUGACCCCAUAUCUAAACCAGAUGUGGACAUGGUCAAAGAAGACCCACGAGACACCAUCUACAAGAUCCCACUGCUAGAGAAUUCCAUUGUGGAAAAUGCAUUUCCUAAAUGUCCUUUCUAUCCUAUUUACUUAUAUGAAAACGAUACCAUUGAGCGAUAUGAUGGUAUAAAUCAUGUUCGCUACUCGUCAGUGUACCCAAAUGACUACACAAGGCUUGCUACUGAGGACAUUAAGGCACAGAUAUGCUUUUACGAAAAGGAUGAAACAGUUGAGCAGGGAGGUGGGUUUGGUCCAAUGCUAAAAUUUGAAAGCAGAGCAGACAACGAAGAAGGUAGUAUGAACAAGCCAAACUGGACGCAGAUCAUCAAUGUAAAGCCUGUGGACUUCCAUUCAAAGCAGAGUGAUUUUGUUGUCCAUACCUGCAAAAGAGCUGGAAAUAUCAUAAUGCUCCAGAAAGAUGUCAUGCCUAUAAUUAAAGCCUUCAGGAAUCAACUGCUGUCAUCACCGAACACCAGCGAACUGUUCAUGAAACGAGUGUUAAAUGUGGAGAGGAAAACAAAGGCUGGUGUGGGGAGUCGCUACCUGAUGGAGAUAGAGAUGGAAGAUAAAAAAGGGAAAAAUGUUCUUAUCUCAAAAUAUUUGUACUCCACAAUGAACCAGAGAAAUCCAGAAUUACCUGGACUCUGCAGCCCAAUAAACUUCGACUGGAACCCAGAAGUAAAAGUCCAUGUUAUUCUGACAGUUAAAAACCAGGGGAAAUGGGUCAUUCACUUCAUUAAUGAAAUGCAGAGGCUCUAUCAAGAAACAGGAGACAAAAACUUCAAUGUCAUCAUCGUAGACUACAACAGCACUGAUAUUGAUGUAGAGAAGGAACUGAAAAAUGCUAAUUUACCAAGCUACCAGUUUAAGAGCCUGGAUGGACGUUUUGCUAAAGCGCUAGGAAUUCAAUCUGGAGUUGAUCUUGUUCAAGAUGAAAACAGUAUUUUAUUCAUGUGUGAUCUACACAUCCACUUUCCUUCAUCGAUAAUAGACAAUGUGCGCAAGCAUUGUGUCCAGGGAAAAGUGGCAUAUGCUCCUGUUGUGAUGAGACUGGGAUGUGGAGCCACGUUACAUGAUCCCUCAGGUUUCUGGGAAACUGAGGGCUAUGGUCUGGUAGGGAUUUACAAAUCAGACAUGGACCGAAUUGGAGGCAUGAAUGUUAAAGAAUACACAGACAAGUGGGGAGGAGAAGACUGGGAGCUGCUGGACAGAAUCGUAUUGAACAAGCUUGAGGUAGAGAGACUACAUCUGAGGAAUUUUGCACACUUCUACCAUUCCAAACGGGGCAUGUGGAACAUGGAGUGAUGCUUGGACACUCGUUUCUUGUCUGGCUUAUGACAAUAGGCGAUGGUGAAUAUUGUAUUUAGAGUCUGUACAGUAAUAUUUAUAUAAGGUUUGGGUAAAUCUAUUCAUUUUUACCUAACGUUUGUACAUUUUGUAGCCAUUUUUCACAUUUUACAAUAAUGAUGAUGGCAUUAGAACCAUGAAGUGAGGCUGUGACUAAAAUCUACAAAAUAGGUACCCUGAUUAUAGCUUCCUAUUAUUUGCUUUCUGUAUGACUUUACAUCAGAAUCCUUUAGUAAGUGCACUGUGCAUUAACAUUUUUUUCAUUUCAUUGCUGGAGGCUUGUCAUCAGUUCUCAUAUCUUGAAAUUCAUCUGCACCCUUUCAUGUGUCAUCAAUUCUACUAAUUACCACACCCUAUGUAAUAGCCCAUUUGCAUAACAUCCAAAACCUUAAACACACUUAGUUACAGUAACUACUUUUUCCUGUUCAGGAUAGCAGUGGAUCUGAAGCCUACAUGAUAUAUGAGCUUGUUAAAUAUAUAUUAAUGACUAUACAGUCUGCUACAGCUGUGACGUGGCAAUGCUACUGCACCAUUAUACCAUCCAUACCAUUCAUCUUCACCUCAGGACCAGUUUUCCCAUGAGGCUCCAGGUCCAUCAGAAACUGACUAGAAUAAAGUAGUUACUGAAAACAAAUAAAUGCCCUCUGUAUCCAAAAGUAUCUCUUGGAUUCAUCCUAGACAUGAUUAACCCAACUGUGUUUAGUACUCUGUGUAUGUUUACUAGUCAUUGAGGUGGGAAAAAUAGUGAAGUGGAUGAUAAAGAAAUCAGCUAAACUUCAUUUCUUUACUUUGUACAUAUUUGAGCCCAGAUAUUCCACAAUAAACUACACUGUGAAUGCCUGUUCUUGUAAUUUUCUU